Molecule: messenger RNA, 4041 nt
Organism: Dioscorea cayenensis subsp. rotundata (Guinea yam)
Lineage: Eukaryota; Viridiplantae; Streptophyta; Magnoliopsida; Dioscoreales; Dioscoreaceae
Product: cellulose synthase-like protein D2
Exons: 5
Coding region: 356-3718 (1120 amino acids)
Biological process (GO): cellulose biosynthetic process; plant-type primary cell wall biogenesis
Cellular component (GO): plasma membrane; trans-Golgi network
Molecular function (GO): mannan synthase activity; cellulose synthase (UDP-forming) activity
Source: RefSeq, a predicted model, not a curated record
UCUUCGUUCUCUCUUCCCUUCUUCUCUACUUCUCUGUGAACCCUAAUUAUGGCAAUGGAUUUGAAUUUAUGGAGUUAGAGAUGGAGUGAGGAGGAGUUGAAGUGGAGAAUGAGACAUUGGAUUCUUCUUGUGAAUGAAAAAAAGUAGGGGUUUUAGAGGGUUUUGGAGGUUGGAUCGUCUGAGGCUUUGUGGGACUUUAAGUUUUUCUUCUUCUCUGAGUAUAGAUUGGAAGAGUAGAGGAGAAAGCAUUGGUGGCAUUUGGUUCUGAUUGAGAGCCUAGUAAAAGGGGCUUCUACUAUUUGGAUCCUUGUGGAAUUCGAAGAAUUUGAGAGUUUAAGGAUUUGAGGGUUAGAUCAUGGCCACAAACUGUGACUCUGAUCCUCCUGGCAGCCCUCCGGGAAAUCCCACAGUGCCCUUUAGCCAUCACACUGUCUCAGGACAGUCAUUCACCUAUUCAUGUGAUGACCAACAUAGUGAGAAUGGCAAUGUGGAAUUCGCUAAGUACCUUGUCGAUGCCCCCCCAACCCCUGACAUCCAGCCUUUGGAUAGAAACAUUGGACUCAUAGCAGAAAGACGGCAUGCUUCUGAGAAUCUCUUCAUUGGUGGAUUCAAUUGUCUCACUCACGGACACCCCUUGGGUCGUAGGAUUGACCCACCGAUGACGAAGGAAUCGCUCUGUGCCAUCCAUGGAUGUGAUGGUCAAGUCAUGAGGGAUGGGAGUGGGCAAGCAAUCUUCCCUUGUGAGUGUUCCUUCAAAAUAUGUAUUGAUUGCUUCAAAGAUGCUACUAAGAUUGGUGAGGGGAACUGCCCUGGGUGCAAGGAGCCUUACAAGUCGACAAAUUUGGAUGAGGUUAUGCGAUUGUCUUUGCCUCUAUCACCAGGUCCUGUUGCAUCAAAGAUGGAAAGGAGGCUAUCAAUCAUGAGGUCAGGCAAGUUGUUAACAAGGAGCUUGACCCCGAAUGGAGAUUUUGAUCACAAUCGGUGGUUGUUUGAGACAAGGGGUACUUAUGGAUAUGGGAAUGCAAUCUGGCCGCAGGAGAAUGACCGUGAUGGAAAGGAUGGGGGUGCUAAGGGGCAGCCAUCGGAGCUAUCCAACAAGCAAUGGAGGCCACUCUCGCGCAAAAUCAAGAUCCCUGCGGCCAUUCUGAGUCCAUAUAGGCUUCUUGUUGUUCUUCGCAUGGUUGUUCUAGGCCUGUUUCUUGCAUGGCGGAUUAAGCACAAGAAUGAGGAUGCCGUAUGGCUCUGGGGGAUGUCAGUUGUCUGUGAAUUGUGGUUUGCAUUUUCUUGGGUUCUUGAUCAGCUUCCAAAGCUAUGCCCUGUUAAUCGUGAAACAGAUCUUGAUGUUCUCACUGAGAAGUUUGAGACAUGCAGCCCUGAUAACCCCCAUGGAAUAUCUGAUCUUCCAGGAGUUGAUGUGUUUGUUUCCACAGCUGACCCAGAGAAGGAACCUCCGUUGGUCACAGCAAAUACUAUACUAUCCAUCCUUGCUGCGGACUAUCCGGUCGAGAAGCUCUCUUGCUAUGUUUCUGAUGAUGCGGGCGCUCUUCUGACAUUUGAAGCCAUGGCUGAAGCUGCAAGCUUUGCUGAAAUCUGGGUCCCAUUUUGCCGUAAACAUGAUAUUGAACCUAGAAAUCCAGAGAGCUAUUUUAAUUUGAGGGGGGAUCCUUACAAAAACAAGGUGCGUUCUGAUUUUGUGAAGGAUAGGAGGAGGAUGAAGAGGGAGUAUGAUGAGUUCAAGGUCCGGAUCAAUGGCUUGCCAGAUUCCAUCCGUCGGCGUUCAGAUGCUUUGCAUGCUCGCGAGGAGAUGGAUGCCGUGCGCAGUCAACGAGAUAAUGUAAAUUUUGAUAUCAUGGAACCUGUGAAGAUACCCAAAUCUACUAGGAUGGCAGAUAUGACUCCUUGGCCUGGAACUUGGAUAAAUCCCUCCAUUGAUCAUUAUCGAGGUGACCACGCUGGGAUAAUACAGGUGAUGCUAAAGCCUGCAGAUGAAAACCCCUUGCAAAACAGGAAUGUGAAUCUUCCCCUUGAUUUCACAAAUGUGGACACCCGCCUUCCCCUACUUGUUUAUGUCUCUCGUGAGAAACGCCCUGGCUAUGAUCACAACAAAAAGGCGGGAGCCAUGAAUGCCCUUGUUCGUGCAUCGGCAGUCAUGUCCAAUGGUGCAUUCAUCCUUAACCUGGAUUGUGAUCACUACAUCUACAACUCACUGGCAAUUCGUGAGGGAAUGUGCUUCAUGAUGGACCGUGGUGGGGAUUGCAUAUCCUACGUACAGUUUCCUCAGCGUUUCGAAGGCAUCGAUCCUUCUGACCGCUAUGCUAACCAUAACACAGUCUUCUUUGAUGGUAACAUGCGAGCCCUUGAUGGCCUUCAAGGUCCGGUCUAUGUCGGAACUGGUUGCCUCUUCCGCCGCAUUGCACUCUACGGUUUUGAUCCUCCUCGAGUCAAGGAACAUCAAUCUGGUUGUUGCAGCUGCUGCUUCCCACGACUGCGCAAGAGUAAAGCAGCUGUUGCUUCUGAUGAGACCCAAGCUCUGCGUAUGGGAGACUUUGAGGAAGAGGAGAUGAGCAUUUCACAAUUUCCGAAGAGGUUUGGAAACUCUAACAUCUUUAUCGACUCAAUAUCAAGAGCUGUGCAGGAAGGCCAGCCUCUUGCCGACCACCCUGUUGUGAAGAAUGGUCGUCCACCUGGUGCUCUCAUUGGCCCCCGUCAGCCCCUCGAGGCUAAAAAUUUGGCAGACGCAAUCAAUGUGAUCUCUUGCUGGUAUGAAGAUAAGACUGAAUGGGGUGACCGUGUUGGUUGGAUCUAUGGGUCUGUAACUGAAGAUGUCGUCACUGGUUACCGAAUGCAUAACCGAGGAUGGCGGUCAGUUUACUAUGUGACCAAGCGUGAUGCUUUCCGAGGAACUGCUCCGAUCAAUCUCACUGACCGGCUUCAUCAAGUACUUCGAUGGGCAACAGGGUCAGUGGAAAUCUUCUUCUCUCGCAACAAUGCACUCUUGGCAGGCCCCAGGAUGAAGCUAUUGCAGAGAAUUGCAUAUCUCAACGUCGGCAUCUACCCGUUCACAUCCAUCUUCCUUAUUGUCUACUGUUUCCUGCCAGCUCUUUCCCUCUUCUCAGGCCAGUUUAUAGUGCAGAACCUCAAUGUCACCUUCCUCACAUACCUUCUUGUCAUCGCCAUCACUCUCUGCUUGUUGGCCGUGCUUGAGGUCAAGUGGUCUGGUAUUGAGCUUGAAGAAUGGUGGCGAAAUGAACAAUUCUGGCUCAUUGGCGGUACCAGUGCUCAUCUUGCUGCCGUACUCCAAGGAUUGCUAAAGGUCGUUGCAGGAAUUGAUAUCUCAUUCACCCUCACAUCAAAAUCAGCUGGUGAUGACAUGGAUGAUGAGUUUGCUGAUCUUUACCUUGUUAAAUGGACAUCACUGAUGAUUCCACCGAUCACAAUCAUGAUGGUGAACUUGAUCGCCAUUGCUGUUGGGAUUAGUCGCACGAUAUACAGUACGGUGCCGCAAUGGAGCAAGUUACUGGGUGGAGUGUUCUUCAGCUUCUGGGUGCUGGCCCAUCUUUAUCCCUUUGCAAAGGGGCUGAUGGGUCGGAGGGGGCGGACGCCUACCAUUGUGUUUGUGUGGUCCGGCCUCAUUUCCAUUACAAUAUCGCUGCUAUGGAUUUCAAUCAAUCCUCCAAAUGCAAAUUCGCAGAUUGGCGGUUCAUUCACUUUCCCUUGAUCAACAGUAUAGCUUCCUCUAUUCAACCGAAUUUUCUCAAUGAAUUUUUAAACCGACUAAACCAACUGGAGUUGCUCUCAUAUUUUUCACUUGGAUUUUUACAGAGGAGUGACCUUUUUUUCGAUGCGCUUCUAUACAUAGAGCUUUUUAUUCAACAAGUUUCAGAAUUUUCAUAUGGGAGAGGUUGUUUAGAUCGGUUUUGUGGAAUAUAUCUGCUUAUUUGUAAAUCAGUAGCAGGGUAGAAGGUUUCAUGGUUCAUCAGGAUGAUGUAAUUUUUUUAUUUAGCAUUCAUUCUGUUGGUUUAUUUAAUUUACCUUUUCAAG